Vanessa tameamea is the source of this 1226-nucleotide messenger RNA. RefSeq names its product 3-ketodihydrosphingosine reductase (gene Kdsr). Gene Ontology annotation, biological process: sphingolipid biosynthetic process. The coding region runs from base 87 to 1094 and encodes 335 amino acids. The record is from RefSeq and is a predicted model, not a curated record. Gene Ontology annotation, cellular component: endoplasmic reticulum membrane. Gene Ontology annotation, molecular function: 3-dehydrosphinganine reductase activity. The transcript is spliced from 3 exons. NCBI's taxonomy places the organism in Eukaryota, Metazoa, Arthropoda, Insecta, Lepidoptera, Nymphalidae.
UCACUAAGAUACGUCUUUGCCUGCAUACUUGCUGAUAAGCUUAGCGCGGCAGUUAUAAAAGUUGGAGAUUAUUAAACGUCGCUAAAAUGAUAUUAAUAUAUAUUGGUGUAGUAAUUCUUAUUAUAGUUAUAAUUUUAAUUGCAUUGCAUAAAUGUUUGGAAAAGAAAAUUGUUUACAAGAAUCUUAAAAAUAGGCACGUCGUCAUUACCGGCGGGUCGAGCGGUAUUGGCAAAUCUGUGGCUAUUGAAGCGGCUAAACUAGGAGCCAACGUUACGAUAAUCGGUCGCGAUAUUCAAAAACUCAUUUUAAGUGUUAGUGAAAUAACUGGUCAUUGUAAACCGUAUAGUGGACAAAAGGUUAAUUAUAUUUCUUUAGAUAUUACAUCGGACUAUGAUACGAUCCAGAAGUGUUUAUCAAAAGCAGAAUCGGAUAUUGGACCAAUAUUUAUGUUAAUUAAUUGUGCUGGAAUGUGUAUUUGUGGCCAGUUUGAAAAUAUGAAGAUAGAACAUAUAAAACAGAUGAUAGAUUUAAAUUAUUUUGGCACAGCCUAUCCAACAAGGUAUGUUCUGCCAGGAAUGAAAAAACGCAAUGAAGGCUUAAUAGUAUUUGUUUCUACAGAAGCUGCUUUGUUGGGAAUAUAUGGAUAUAGUGCAUAUGGUGCUGCGAAAUGGGCCGUACGUGGCUUAGCUGAAUCUGUCUUCAUGGAGUUAAUUGGAACUAAUGUGAGAUUGACACUUGCAUUUCCACCAGACACUGAUACUCCUGGAUUUAAAAAUGAGGAACUCACAAAACCCAAAGAAACAAAACUGAUAUCAGGUUCUGGAGGUCUUCACACACCUGAGGAAGUUGGGAGAAAAUUAAUAAGGGAUUCAAUGAAUGGCAAAGUAUACUCCGUAUUUGGUUUCAGCGGACACCUAUUAUCAAUUUUAUACUGUGGGACAAUCGACAAUGUUACACAAGUUUUACUCCAAAUAUUUUCUUUAGGUAUUUUAAAGGCUGUUAUGAUUGGAGUACAGUUAUCAUUCCAUAAAAUUGUAAGAGAUGGUUUAAAAGAUAAAGACAUGAGUGACAGUGAAAAAGAAAAAAGUUUAUAACACCAUCACAAAUAAUGUAUCUAGUCCUGUAUCAUUAUUAACACAAUUUAAAAAAAAACUAUAACUUCUUAAUUUGGUAGUGUUAAAUGCUAUUAUAACUUUAAUAUUCAAAAUCAAUUAAAAUUUAAAUAU